CUUCAGGUGAGGGAGCCCAUGGAAGUGAACUUCCCUGGACCCCCCUGAGCUGUAAAGUAAGUGAGCAGGAGCGCAAACUCUCGCACCUGUGCUCCGGCUUCUUUUCUUCAGGGAGGAUGGGGGAGGCUGCUCCUGCCCUUUCCUUUACACUGUGAGGGCGGAGGUAUCAUUAGCCGGUAGGAAGGUGGACUUGAGCAGAAUGCCUCAAUUUUAAUCCCAGCCCUGUCACUUACUAGGUGUGUGAAUGUCAGCAAGUCCCUUCACCACUCAGUGCCUCAGUCUUCUCCUCUGUGAAAUGGGAAAAACAGUGUCUACUUCUUAGGGUGGUUAUAGAGAUUAAAGGAGUUAAUGUAAUAUAUAUAUACACACUUGAAAAGUCUGGCCUGUGUACAUGCUGUGCAUGAGUAUCUCAUGUUUGUCUUAAUAAUUAUCCUGUCACGCCAUAAGUCCCCUCCCACCUGGACGUCUCCCAGCAGGGUUAUCCUCCACAGACAGGUUGCUUCCCUGUGUUUCUAGGUACGGUGCUUACUCGGUGCUCUGCGGGCGGUGGCGUCAGCAGAUAUUUGGGGCCAUUUGAAACAGACCUGGUGAGGUAGCACGCAACAGAGCGCUGGACAGGAUGCCCCAAGCUUUCACGCUCACUGUGCCCAAAGUGUGACGCUGGUCCUCGGCCUGCGGCUUCCCCUCUUUUCAUACCUUUAAGACCAAGGGGUGGCCAGCCCAUCUGUACGCAGUUGAGGGAGGGCAUAGAAUGUCCUCCGGAGACUCUCAGAGGUGCCGUCCAGGCCGAGGCUGUUCCUGGGGGAGCGUGCCGCCCCCUUCUCCGCCUUCCUCACUGACAGCUUCAGCCGGCGCCACAGCUACCUGCGGAUCUCCCUCACCGAGAGGUGCAACCUCAGAUGUCAAUACUGCAUGCCCGAGGAGGGGGUCCCUCUGACCCCCAAGGCUGACCUGCUGACCACAGAGGAAAUCCUGACCCUGGCCCGGCUCUUUGUGAAAGAAGGCGUGGACAAGAUCCGGCUCACGGGUGGGGAGCCGCUCAUCCGGCCGGACGUGGUGGACAUCGUGGCCCAGCUCCACCGGCUGGAAGGCCUGAGGACCAUCGGCAUCACCACCAACGGCAUCAACCUAGCCCGGCUGCUACCUCAGCUUCAGAAAGCUGGUCUCAGCACCAUCAACAUCAGCCUGGACACGCUGGUACCAGCCAAGUUUGAGUUCAUCGUCCGCAGGAAAGGCUUCCACAAGGUCAUGGAGGGCAUCCACAAGGCCAUCGAGCUGGGCUACAGCCCCGUGAAGGUAAACUGCGUGGUGAUGCGAGGCCUGAAUGAGGACGAACUCCUGGACUUUGUGGCCUUGACCGAGGGCCUCCCCCUGGACGUGCGCUUCAUCGAGUACAUGCCCUUUGACGGCAACAAGUGGAACUUUAAGAAGAUGGUCAGCUAUAAGGAGAUGCUGGACACCCUCCGGCAGCAGUGGCCGGAGCUGGAGAAGCUGCCCGAGGAGGAAUCCAGCACAGCCAAGGCCUUUAAAAUCCCUGGUUUCCAAGGCCAGGUCAGCUUCAUCACAUCUAUGUCUGAGCAUUUCUGUGGGACCUGCAACCGGCUGAGAAUCACAGCUGACGGGAACCUCAAGGUCUGCCUCUUCGGGAACUCAGAGGUGUCUCUACGGGAUCACCUGCGGGCAGGGGCCUCUGAGGAGGAGCUGCUGAGGGUCAUCGGGGCUGCGGUGGGCAGGAAGAAGCGGCAGCACGCAGGCAUGUUCAGUAUCUCCCAGAUGAAGAACCGGCCCAUGAUCCUCAUCGAGUUAUUUUUGAUGCGCCAAGAUUCCCCACCAGCCCUUCCAAGCACUUUCACGAACUCUCUCCGUGUUCAGGUUCUGAGACACAGAGUGAGUUUCUUCAGCCAGAUGGUGACUUUAUGGAAAGGAGGCAGGGUCCCCCAGGCCCCUCUUGUUGCCCAGCGGUGGCUGGGGUCCAGCCUCCCUCAGAGACACUUCAGUUCCCACCUGGAAUCAGAUGCCAACCCAAAGUGCCUUAGCCCAACAGGGCCCCGGGCUCCUGCUGCCUCCUCAGGACCUCUGCCAGACUCUGACCAACUGACCCACGUGGACACGGAAGGACGGAUGGCUAUGGUGGAUGUGGGCAGGAAGCCAGACACAGAGCGGGUGGCCGUGGCCUCGGCCGUGGUCCUCCUGGGGCCUGUGGCCUUCAAGCUCAUCCAGGAGAACCAGCUCAAGAAGGGAGAUGCCCUGGCGGUGGCCCAGCUGGCAGGCAUCCAGGCGGCCAAGCUGACCAGCCAGCUGAUCCCUCUCUGCCACCACGUGGCGCUGAGCCAUGUCCAGGUGCAGCUGGAGCUGGACCGCACGCGCCACGCUGCGGUGAUCCAGGCAUCUUGCCAGGCCCGGGGCCCCACUGGGGUGGAGAUGGAGGCCCUGACCUCCGCCGCUGUAGCCGCCCUCGCCCUGUACGACAUGUGCAAGGCCGUCAGCAGGGACAUCGUGUUAGCAGAGAUCAAGCUCGUUAGCAAGACCGGGGGUCAGCGAGGGGACUUCCAUCGAAUGUAGAGCUCCUGCCCCAGCUCUCACCCCCAAGCCGGCAAGGUCAAGCAAUGGGAUGCCGUUUCAACCCAAGGGAAAGAGGUCAAAUUCCUUUCACCAGUUACCUUCAGCCGGUAGGAACCUGAAGCCAGCCUACCCCUUCACUGCUAAGAUGACCUUCACUGACCUUCAGGAUUUCCUGUCUUCUAAGAGAAAACCAGCAGGCCCUUCAGCCUUCCUGGACCCUUAGGUUGUGCCUGGGAGGGUUAUCUAGCCUUGCUGGAUAAUCACAGUGUGAUUUGUGAACUCUUUGAGACAAUUAGUCGAGCCCAUGACCUCCAUUUCUCAAGUGGGUUUUCUCUUCUCCUCCUUUUCCUGGGAGGAACAAGGGCUCAUAAGCAGAGGAACCCGCUCUGAGGAAGGGAACCCAGCUCGCCCCGGGAAUGGAUCACUUCUCUUUAACUGCAGCCCCGGCCUCUCCGCCGUGCUGCCUCGGAAAAGCAGGUUAUCCCCCUCCCGUUGCCCGAGUCUGUCCCAUCAGACACGCAGGCUUCCAGCUUAUCAGUUGCACCGUCCUGCAGCUCCUUUCCCUGGCCCCUCCUCCUCCUCAGCAGUAUCCCCCAUGGGCCACAGCCCUGAGGCCUCCUGACCGAGCACACCUCCUGUACCCCUUCAUCCUGGGACACACCAGGCAGGGGGGAGUGGUGGAGCUUGCCUUCACCCUCACUGUGCACAAAAUAAAGCCACGAUGCCAGCUUUGGA
This is a messenger RNA of Bubalus bubalis (water buffalo), 3297 nucleotides long. RefSeq names its product molybdenum cofactor synthesis 1 (gene MOCS1). Gene Ontology annotation, biological process: Mo-molybdopterin cofactor biosynthetic process. The transcript has 11 exons. The record is from RefSeq and is a predicted model, not a curated record. Gene Ontology annotation, molecular function: cyclic pyranopterin monophosphate synthase activity; GTP 3',8'-cyclase activity; 4 iron, 4 sulfur cluster binding. The coding region runs from base 913 to 2562 and encodes 549 amino acids. NCBI's taxonomy places the organism in Eukaryota, Metazoa, Chordata, Mammalia, Artiodactyla, Bovidae.